Messenger RNA from Talpa occidentalis (Iberian mole), 1753 nucleotides. RefSeq names its product actin like 6B (gene ACTL6B). The transcript has 15 exons. Lineage: Eukaryota; Metazoa; Chordata; Mammalia; Eulipotyphla; Talpidae. The coding region runs from base 1 to 1719 and encodes 572 amino acids. Gene Ontology annotation, molecular function: chromatin binding. Gene Ontology annotation, biological process: nervous system development; regulation of transcription by RNA polymerase II. The record is from RefSeq and is a predicted model, not a curated record. Gene Ontology annotation, cellular component: NuA4 histone acetyltransferase complex; SWI/SNF complex.
AUGGGGUCUGAGAGCCGUGCCCCUCCCACCUUCAACAUUAUUACCAAGUGCUCAGAUAUGGCCAACUUGAAUCCAAUCCGCGGAGCCAUUGUGUGUGGGGGAUCCGGCCUCCUGAUUGGUCGCUUCGCGCCCCGCCCCGCCCGGGAUCCCGGGAGCUGUCCGGCUGCCUCGGUGCUGAUCCCGCCGCCGCCCAAGGGCCGCGAGCAGCGCCAAGAGGGCAUUAUGAGCGGGGGCGUCUACGGCGGAGGUGAGCGAGCCUCCGACUCCCGGCUACGGGCUCCCAGGCCCCGCGCGGCCUCGCCCGCGGCCCUGAACCCCGAAUCCAAGCGACCCAAGCUCUGGGCACCCCGGGGCCUGUUACCUCGGCGGCUACACUGUGGCGCUGGCCGGACCUACUCUUGGAGCUCUCCAAGGGGAGACAGGGUUUGGGAAAGGUCCCUCACAUGCCUGUUUCCCCGCACAGAUGAGGUGGGGGCGCUGGUCUUUGACAUUGGCUCCUUCUCAGUCCGCGCUGGGUACGCAGGGGAGGACUGUCCCAAGGCUGACUUCCCCACCACGGUGGGGCUGCUGGCCACGGAGGAGGGGGGCGGGCUGGAGCUGGAGGGGGAGAAAGAGAAGAAAGGGAAGAUCUUCCAUAUCGACACCAACGCCCUGCAUGUGCCUCGGGAUGGAGCGGAAGUCAUGUCACCCCUCAAGAAUGGCAUGAUUGAGGACUGGGAGUGCUUCCGCGCCAUCCUGGACCACACAUACAGCAAACAUGUCAAGUCCGAGCCAAACCUGCACCCAGUGCUCAUGUCCGAGGCCCCGUGGAACACACGGGCCAAGCGGGAGAAGCUGACAGAGCUGAUGUUCGAGCAGUACAACAUUCCUGCCUUCUUCUUAUGCAAGACAGCUGUGCUCACUGCCUUUGCAAAUGGACGUUCCACAGGCCUGGUGCUGGACAGUGGGGCCACCCACACCACAGCCAUUCCCGUGCAUGAUGGCUACGUCCUGCAGCAAGGAAUCGUCAAGUCACCCCUGGCAGGGGACUUCAUUUCUAUGCAGUGCCGGGAGCUCUUCCAGGAAAUGGCCAUUGAUAUCAUCCCACCUUACAUGAUUGCAGCCAAGGAGCCUGUACGGGAGGGCGCCCCCCCAAACUGGAAGAAGAAAGAGAAGUUACCCCAAGUUUCCAAGUCCUGGCAUAACUACAUGUGCAAUGAGGUGAUCCAGGACUUCCAGGCCUCCGUGCUUCAGGUCUCAGACUCUCCCUACGAUGAACAGGUGGCUGCACAGAUGCCCACAGUGCAUUAUGAGAUGCCCAACGGCUACAAUACAGACUAUGGCGCUGAGCGACUCCGCAUCCCUGAAGGCUUGUUUGAUCCCUCAAAUGUCAAGGGCCUGUCAGGGAAUACCAUGUUAGGUGUGGGCCACGUGGUGACCACCAGCAUUGGCAUGUGUGACAUUGACAUUCGCCCGGGCCUGUACGGCAGUGUUAUUGUCACCGGUGGGAACACGCUGCUUCAGGGCUUCACUGACAGGCUCAAUCGAGAGCUUUCCCAGAAGACUCCACCGAGCAUGCGACUGAAGCUCAUCGCCAGCAACAGCACUAUGGAGCGCAAGUUCAGUCCCUGGAUUGGGGGCUCCAUCUUGGCCUCACUGGGCACUUUUCAGCAGAUGUGGAUCUCCAAGCAGGAAUACGAGGAGGGCGGGAAGCAGUGCGUGGAGCGGAAGUGCCCCUGAGGGCGCCCCCUGCCUACACCGGCCGCCGGCGGCG